AUGGAUCAGAUACUUUCUAAAGCUUCAAACCAAGUGGUUUCAUUUGCUAUACGCUCAGGUAUAUCUAUAGCAUCAGGGUAUGCCAUCAAGACCAUCUCCACCUUUGUUGACAAGAUUCCAGCUCUGCAACAACAACGUCUAUCAAAACAACGACGCAAACUCAAGACCAAAAUCGAUAUUAUCAAUGUUACGAUAGAUCUAAUCAAACUUGCAGCAAGCCGGGGAAACACAGUUUUAGAAUCGACGUUGGAAUUGAUUGAUGAUUUACAUAAUCAAUUCACAGCAUUUGAAGAAGGGGUUAAUGAUAUUACGAAGCAAUUGUCAAGUGCAAAUACUAAAGAGAGUGUUAAACGAGUUGAAGAUUAUAUGCACGAUUUAAUGACGGAAAUCAAUGAUGCAAUACCGAUUUUAAACUUGUCGUUAAUUACAUCGGGGAUAAACCUCAAUGGCAUGACUGAUUUCAAUGCAAUUUCCCCAGGUAGGUUAUUACAAGCUUCAAAUUACUUGAAUGUGGGAGGUGGGUUGAUAGGUCCUGUGUUUGAUUUGGUCAUGUAUACUAUUUUCUAUAAUCCCAGUCGAAUGAAGUAUGUUGACGACGGAACACCAGUGGAUGAGUUGGGCUGUAUAACAUGGAAGGAAACAUUUGCUAGGAGUUCGGUACAGAUUACAAAUGAUGGACAACAUGGAGAAUUCAAAUACUUGGUAAACAUUGAAGAGGAUUUCAAUGAUGGAAGAUUUCAUGACGACGAUGAUAAGCCGGGCGUCAAACAGUACGAUUUAAAAUGGGUUCAAAGUAUGUUCUUCACGGCAUCAGGGAAAUUGCUAAGAUUAGAAGGACGGAAUUUACCAGUAUUGAUUUUGAAAAUAGUUGAUGGGGAUAGAGAAGAAUGGAUUGCAUUAGGAGAACUCCAUCUGAAUGAAUUUGACGGCGACGAUGAAGAAGAAGAGGAAGAGCAAGAAGCUGACCCAAAGCUCAAAAGUAAGAUCACCCAACAACAAAUCAAAUCCAGUUCCUUAUCCCUACUAGAAUACAUCAUUAGAUUAGCCCGGUUACAACAAAUUGAAAACGAGAGUAUCUUGAACAUACCUGAUGAAGUAUUGAAAAUGUAUUUACAUGAUCAACUGACGAGUGCCGAUUUACCUAAAUCGAUUGCUCAAAGGGGUAAACAUGAUACUAAAUUGAAAAAAACUGAGGAUAAACUAACUAUGGAUUCAAAUAUUACUAGAUUGAAGAAUCUUGAAAUUGAGAAAUCAAAGAGAAAAAGUGAAUAG
Lodderomyces orthopsilosis Co 90-125 is the source of this 1272-nucleotide messenger RNA. RefSeq lists its product as uncharacterized. NCBI's taxonomy places the organism in Eukaryota, Fungi, Ascomycota, Pichiomycetes, Serinales, Debaryomycetaceae. The record is from RefSeq and is a predicted model, not a curated record. Gene Ontology annotation, cellular component: cytoplasm; nucleus. The transcript has a single exon. The coding region runs from base 1 to 1272 and encodes 423 amino acids. Gene Ontology annotation, molecular function: GTPase regulator activity.